UCGAAGAAGAGCACUCCGUCCGCUGCGGAGGCCUCACCGACGAGACUCACCGACGAGGAGGACGAGACUCACCGACGAGGAGGACGAGACUCACCGACGAGGAGGACGAGACUCACCGACGAGACUCACCGACAGGUCACGAGACUCCGACGUGUCCGGUCUGUUCAGUCAGAAGUGGAGCAACGACGGUCAGACUGAAGGUCCAGACUACUGUAUGGGACAGAACAGUUCAAAGGUCACCAGAAUGACGUCCCCUGUGCGUGUGAUCGUGGUGGGAGCUGGCAGUCGAGGAGAGAUUUAUUCCCACUUCGCAUCCAUCCACCCUGAACGCGUAAAGGUUGUUGGAGUAGCUGAUCCAAGGAAAUUUGCUCGCACUAAACUUCAACAGCAACACAACAUUUUACAUGAAAACAUAUUUGAAGACUGGCACAGUAUAGUUGAAAGAGAGAAGUUUGCAGAUGCAGUGUUAAUUUGUACUCCAGACCGCGUUCAUAAGGAACCUGCGGUGGCCUUUGCAAAGAAGGGCUACCACAUUCUGCUGGAGAAACCAAUGGCAACAACUGCCGAAGACUGCACAGCGAUUGUGGAGGCGUGCACUCAGAGUGGCGUGAUGCUCUCCGUGGGUCACGUUCUACGUUAUGAUCCAGUCAUCCACAAGAUAAAGGAGCUGAUAGAUGCUGGAGUCAUAGGUGAUGUGAUGCACAUUCAGCACCUUGAGCCGGUCGGGUUCUAUCACUUUGCUCACUCUUUUGUUCGAGGGAACUGGAGAAAUGAAGCAGAGAGCUCUUUUGCUCUUUUGGCUAAAUCCUGCCAUGACAUUGACCUAAUACAUCACUGGGCCGGACCACGCAGGUGUUUGAAAGUGUCAUCAUUUGGAUCUGUCAGCCACUUUGGAAAACAAAACAAGCCAACAGGUGCCGGAAAUCGCUGCCUGGAUUGUUCAAUAGAAGGAGACUGUCCAUACUCGGCAUGCAAAAUCUACUUGGAUAGAGUGAAACAGGGUCACACUGGCUGGCCUGUGUCAGUCAUAUGUCCCAGCUCGUUCCCAGACAUCGAGUCAGUAACUGAGGCCCUGAGGACCGGUCCAUAUGGCCGCUGUGUCUACGAGUGUGACAACGAUGUCUGCAGUAACCAGGUUGUUAACAUGGAGUUUGAAGGGGGUCUGACGGCAGCCUUUUCCAUGGUGGCCUUCACUGAGGAGAUAUGCAAGAGAAAAACAACAAUCUAUGGCAGCAAGGGGGAGCUGUCAUGUGACGGCCAUGAGGUAAACGUGUUUGACUUUCUGACCCAAAGAUCCACAAAGCACAAGGCACACAAUGAUCCCCCCCGAAACUUUGGCAUGAGUGGACAUGGUGGAGCAGACUACCACCUGAUGGAUGCCUUUAUUUCUGCUGUGGCUAACAAUGAUCCAUCCCACAUCCGUUCGGGUCCUGAAGAGACACUACUGAGCCAUUUGCUGGUGUUUGAAGCUGAGCGUUCUCGACUGGAGAGCAGGGUGGUGUACUGUGGUGACAUUGGCCAAAGAUAGACGACUGAAAAACACAUAGUCAUUAAAAUAAUCUAACCUGAAAAAUCAAACGCUACAAUGAAGCUUAGCAGAAGUUCACUCAGGAAGACUCUUUCAGACGCUCUCAGUCUAGUUAAAACAACAAAUACACAUUUAGGUGUUUUAGUACACUUUUUAUUUGUCCGUAGAUUUUUCUUCUUUUUUUCUAAGCGGAAACUCCUUCAGUUUCAUUCCAUAUAUUCUAUAUUGUGAAGGUUUUCACAGAGGUUUUGUUCAUGAAUCAUUCAUAGCCUGAUUUAUAGAUCAUUUUUACGACAUCGUGAAAAGGGAUUUUCAUUUCUGUUGACAGUAUUUUCUGAUUUAUGUGAUAAAAACAGAUAUCCAAAAUUCCCUCUGAAAAAACUUUCAAUCUUAUGUCAUUAAAAUGAAAGGCUUUAUUCAAUGUUCAGAUUUCUGUUCUUGUAGUGUAUGCAAGUGAGCACACAUUUAAUACACUAAUGCUACAUUUGCAUAUUUAAACAUAACAUUUUAGAAAACCUGUUCUAAAAAUAACAAAUGUCUUAAUGUAAUUUAUGAGUUAAAAUGUUAACCCUUAUUACAUGAAGCGCCCUUUAAACCAAUCAACUGAACGGAGGGCCAAAUCAUGGAAUGAGGAUGAUUGUUUAGUUCAUAUCGCUCAGGGAUUCUAGUAGUCUGUGUUUGUUUGUGUGAAUGAGUGAGAGCGAGGAGGGGAGGUGAAUGAGUGAGGAGGGGAGGUGAAUGAGUGAGGAGGGGAGGUGAAUGAGUGAAUGAGUGAGGAGGGGAGGUGAAUGAGUGAAUGAGUGAGGAGGGGAGGUGAAUGAGUGAGGAGGGGAGGUGAAUGAGUGAGGAGGGGAGGUGAAUGAGUGAG
Messenger RNA from Anoplopoma fimbria (sablefish), 2396 nucleotides. RefSeq lists its product as uncharacterized. The transcript is spliced from 14 exons. Lineage: Eukaryota; Metazoa; Chordata; Actinopteri; Perciformes; Anoplopomatidae. Gene Ontology annotation, molecular function: nucleotide binding. The coding region runs from base 215 to 1528 and encodes 437 amino acids. The record is from RefSeq and is a predicted model, not a curated record.